Molecule: messenger RNA, 5741 nt
Organism: Pocillopora meandrina
Lineage: Eukaryota; Metazoa; Cnidaria; Anthozoa; Scleractinia; Pocilloporidae
Source: the annotation of a GenBank genome assembly
AUGACGGAUAGGAAUUUUCCAAGCGAACUAUUAAAACUCAAAGGAAGACAGCCGCUACCACAGAACUAUCAAAAUCACAUCAACAAUAUGACUGACACAAGUCCUCGAUCAUUCAAAAGUAAGUGGCAUUCUCGAAGUUUCGUAUAUGAGAAAAAGCUUCUUUGUUCAGCUGUCCUGGUUGGAUUUAAGCUUCAAUCUGGCGUUGGUCUUGUCAGCAAAAAAGAAAAAAAAACUGUUCUAAAUAUGGAUUGAAAAUAUGGCUCUUCGCCUUGGUCUCAAUGAAUUGCUCUCGUUUCCGGUGUGAGCGUGACGGAAACAGUUCUUCGCAAAAGCCUUGUUUUAGUUUUUUCUUCCAUCUUGUGUUCGACAUAUCUGAUGAGCCUACUGUAAAAUCUGCAGUAAUUCUAGUUGCUCUAAAAACAUGGUAGCGUGGGCAGCUUAAACAAGUCAGUCUCGUAUUCAGACUAAAACCAUUUUCCAUUGAGCCUCGAAAGUAAUACACGAUACCUUUUAGUUGUGUUUUACUUCUCUAUUUGAUUGGUUCGGACGUCCAAAUAACUUGUGUUUCCCUUUCAAGUAGACGGAUGCAAAACUGAACAGAUUGUGUCUUUGUCACUUGGCUCUUCCAUUUUCUAGUUUUUACUUUGACUACUCAAUGGUUGCUUCUAAUAUUUUCCUAUAUUGUGAUUAAUUAAUUAUUAAAUUGUUUUUGGUUUAACGACACUUUAUCAAAAAGUGCAUGAGUUCUCUAUUUAACUUGGAUCAUACACUAACAUGUAAAUGUUCUUUUCCUCUGAUGCAGAGGAAACAUCGCAAAAGUCGGAAAACAAUACAGGACCCUUCAUUGUAUUAGGCCUGAUAUUUUUAACAUCCUUAGUGGCACUAGCCUUUGUUUACUGGAGUUUUCCCAAGCUGAGACCGUAAGUCCUAUUUCUAUUCAUCUGUCUUUUUCUUUUUGGGUAGAGCUUUUCUCAUUGCUAAAAAUUAGUAUUGCAAAUCAUUAUCCAACUAUGCUACACUUCACUAGCUGGUUUGCUUUUCCUGUUUUAUAAGAAAUGGGCAUAAAAUAAAGCAGAUGGAUAAUAAAUUACUUAUUAAACAUUUUGGUGUGUAGUAUUGCUAAGUAUUUUAACUCGUUGUUUGUAUUUUGACGUUUCCAACAGGCUCAUUGAAAUAUGGCACAACUCAUAAAAAUAUUCAGUGAUAACACACACAAAAACAUAUCUUAAAAUAUAUGUAUUAUAAAAAUUUUAACUUAGGAUUAAGAGUCUGAUGUAUAUGAGCUUUUUGAAAUCUUUCAAAUGGUAUGAUUACUAAUUUUUCUUAUAACAUAGCACGCGUGUUUGCCCUACAUAAGUCCUAUUGAGCCACCAUGAACAAAAUCUUUAUUUACACACACCUGUGUGUAAAUAAGAUGACGUGAGCAUUUUUUUUGUGACCAUUGAGUUCAUUUGGCUUUGAUUUUUUCCUUUUCCCUCGUAAAUUUUGAGCUUUUCAUCCACAGUUAUCGGUUUACUAGAUCAAAUGUUCUUGCUCAAACCAAAGUAUAAAAUGUGGCAUGUUUUUGACUAGCCAAUAGGGAUGUUUGUUUACUUUUUUUUGUGCUUUGUGAAAAUUUUGCACUCUAUCACAAUAAAAGGCUUCUUUGCACAGAUCCUUGUUGUCGCUCUGUUAUAAAAGAAUUUGCUCGUGCUCUUAGCUGUGCAUAUAUCAAGUUAUGGAUGCACUUGGGAAGUUUGGAGAGCACUCAAAAAGCUAGAGUUGCUCUCAACUGCGCCUCAAGCUACUCUUACACAUUAUUUGUGCACUCCAAACUUCCUGCAUGCAUCCUUAACUCGAUAUAUGCAUGCUAAGCAUUAACAAAUUCUUAAUUUUCCAAGGAUGUGUAAUUGAGAGCAAAAUAUAAUUGAUUUUACUUAUUCAGGAGGAUUUGUGCUAUACAUGCACCACUUUCUCCUAUUUAUAUAGCUUUGUGACACAUAAAGGCAUCAAAUCAUAUAAAGAUUCCAUUGAACCCUUGAACUCCUCAGAUCCAAUUAGAAAUUCUCCCAACUGGCUGCCAUACAUUUAACUUUUAAAGAAGAUAAGAGAAUUUGGUGUUUUAUCAAGUUGACUCCAUCAAGCUGAUAGGGGUGUUUGUCCUCAUAACCUGUUUGCAAGAUAAAACAUAUUGAAACUGCAAGGAAAAGUUACACAUUAAUCACUUACCUCACUAUCUAUACCAGCCAUUAUCUUUUGGGUUUGAGGAACUUCAUGCUGUAAUGGUCUCCGUAGUGCAAACACAGGUACCCUACAAAUAAUAUCUCUAAAAGUAAAAACUGACUAUGAAUGUAAUGUUUACAAAAACUUUCACAAUUCACAGUGAAGACAAGGCAAGGAUAAAACUUCCAAGAGACAUGGAAGAUGCAAAAGGAUUAGGAAGAGCAUUGUCCAAUUACACAGAUGAAUAUUUCACUCAAGUUCUUCUAGGCUUUGUUGUAAUUUAUAUUUUGUAUCCUUUUCAUGAAGUUUUUGUUUUGUUUUUUUGAAUUUUUUCCAUAGUAAAUUUAUGCACUGUAGAGAAUUAGAAUUUUAUUUUGGAUUGAUAUAGAGUUUCCCAUGUUUCAGCUUUUUGUGAAUACUUGUUAACCCUUUGGGAGACUUGUAUCUAAUCGCUCCUCACAAUAUCAUCCCCCAAUCAAACAUUUAGAUCACAAGAAUAAAGGAAAUGAUCGUCUACUGAUGGAGCUCUUGAUUGUUAAACAAAUUCUCCUUGUCAGCACCUUAGGGAAUGUACAGAGCACAGUAUGGAGAAUAUGCAUACUGAUACUAGUUUAUAUUAAGGGUUAGUUAGCUGAGGUUUUACAUAGUCAUGAGGUGCAAGAUUUAAGAAUUCAUCAUGAGUUUCUUGUUUCCUUUAUCUCAUGGUUUUGUGAUGGUUAAUGCUGCAGUGUUUUCUUUAACCUUUCACACAGCUUGCAAACAUUUGCUAUACCAGGAUCAAUAUUUCUCAGUAUUUUAUCAGGAUUUUUAUUCCCUUUUCCUUUAGCUCUAUUUUUUGUUUGUCUGGUAAGUUAAUUUGGAUUUUAAGGUUUAAUUGAUCCUAAUUUUUGAAACACUCAGAAAUCUACAAAGUGUAUCCAAGGUCUUCUUUACCAUAUUUGUUUUAUUUUUUCUUACUCAGAACGUGAAUUGUUUCUGUUUUACAGUGUUCCAGUGUAGGUGCAUCAUUCUGUUAUUUAUUGUUCUACCUGGUUGGUCGAAGGCUGGUAAAACAUUAUAUGCCAGAGAGAGUAGAUCAGUGGUGUGAACAGGUACUUCCAUUUACCUAUUUUUAAGUAUUUGAUUGUACUAUCCAUUUCCUAAUUUUCCUAAUUUCCUUAUUUUCUCAUCCAUGCUACAUCUUUCUUUUUCUUCGUGGUUCUUUGGUUUGUUCCCUUCACUAAUAAAUACAAGCUCUGUCUCUCAACAAUGUCAGAUUUAGAAACUCUUUACAUUGGCCUAUUUACAUUAUCAACUCAGUUGAUAAAACCAGACUAUCUUGUAAUAUCCCCUUGGGAUGUAGCACCACAGUUUCCUUAAAAACUUACUCCUUUAAAUUUAUUAUCGGCAUAAUGAUUGACGGGGAAUGAGUGGAUAAAGAACAUUUUAUGGAUGCACCACUGCUAAAUUAUAUUCAUAUAAUUAUUUAGUUAAUUAUAUUAAUAUAAUUUCAGUUGUAUAUUAUUGGAAUUUAUAACUUUUGCAUUUUAUAUUUUGUCACAGGUUAACCAUCAUCGAGACAACCUCCUAAGCUACAUUAUAUUCUUGCGCAUCACUCCUUUUCUUCCCAAUUGGUUCAUCAACAUUUCUUCUCCAGUGAUAGGUGUCCCCCUUUUGCCAUUUUUUGUCGGCACUUUUGUAGGUAAGUCAUUUUAAAAAAUUAAUAACGUCACCUCGAUAAUGGCCAAGAUGUGUUUCAUGAACUUGCAAUUCUUGUAAAAGUUUUGUAGCAGUUUCUUAGUGUUAUGGAAAUCAGUUAUUUAUUGGCUAUUAUGAAGAGUUGCAGACAUUUUCAUUCUAUUUUAUGUUAAGUUACUUUUAGUGGUGAUUGUGCCUAUUUCAAAAGUUACUGCCAUACUUGAAUUCAACUCACAUUCCCCUUUCCAAAAACAAAAAACAAAAUACACUUAUUUGGGCCCAUUUAUUAGUUAUAUUUUGUUUUUGCAUAGGUGGCAUAGUGUAGAUUAAUUUUUGCUUUGAAUAUCAUUUUUUAGGUGUUGCUCCACCAUCUUUUGGUUUUAUCAGUGCAGGAGUUGAACUGUAUGUUUUAACAACCACAGGGGAUGUUAUGUCAUUCAAGUCCAUCAUGAUUGUGGUUGUGUCUGCUCUUCUGUCAUUAGCUCCAGUGAUAUUCAAAAGACAACUUAGGGCAAAGAUAGAAUAAAAUAGAUAAUUUUUGUAAUAGCUUAUUUUAAUUGAUUUUGCUCAAUAAUUAGUUAAAUGUGUAUGGGAGAGAAAACGUGUAUUCAUUGAGAUGAGAAAAAAUUUUCUCUUACAAUUUUUGUAAGUACUAGUAAUGUAGGGGUUUCAUUGAAAGUUGGUUACUGGCAGUCCACAGUCACCUUUUAACCCUUUAACUCCAAAGAGUGACCAAGACAGAAUUUCUCCUUACUAUCUCUAUACAAUAUCAUGCAGACAAGUGAUGAGGAUAAAGAAAAAUAUCCAUUAUGGGAUUACUAAUUGAUCCAAUAACAAAUUCUCCAAACUAACAUAAUGAGAAUCAUUUGGCAGAUAGUAAGGAGAAUUACCAAUGAGAUCUUGGGAGUUAAGGGGUUAAGACGUCUUGUCACUGUCUGUUUAGCCUGCAAGCAGGUUCUCUUGCUAAGGUUUUGCCUUAUAAUCACUUUUCUGGGCACAACUGCCUAUUACACCUGAGGCAGCCACUUAAGGAAAAAGUUACUGGUGGUAGCAAUGAGUCAUAUUUAGCAAGACCAUACUCGUUCCUUGGCCAUUUCAGUAUAGCCAAACUAUUUGAUGUCAUGUGAUCUAAGUAAAAAAUUCAGAGCAGGACUUUGACUUAGGGUGCUAUAACAAAAGACCAUUUUGGAGUUCAGAAGCCUCACUUUUCUAGGGAGAAGUGUAAAGACUUUCUGGUGAAAGUAAGUCUGAGUACAAAAUAUUAAUCCACAUCAAAAUAAAACGUUUUUGUCUUCACUCUUAUUUUGAGCGAAGGGUUUGUGCAUCUCACAAUGGUUAUUACUAUUGACUCUAAUGGUCUGGUUGUAAGCUAUUCAAAACUCCAGUAUGUAUGGUAAAGAUACUGAAAAAUCUAAAUGUUCUGGGGUUUGGAGAAUGUUGUUGUAGUUGCUGUUGAUUUUUCUUUUUUUGAGCAAAAAAUGCCUCAAGGGUUUUAAAAGAAAUUCUGAGUAAUUUAGGCUUUUGCUUUUGGUAAAGAUGCUGUUUGUUUGCUAAGAGUAUGAUUAUUUAAUAUGCAUUUAUGUUUUCAGGAUUUUAUCAGCUGCUUGUAAUAUCUGUACAAGAGGGACCUAAUUUAUUGCUAAAAAGUUCUAUUAUUAUGGAACAAUAAAUUUUGAAUUGAAAAUACUGCCACUGUUAUCAUACUGUGGUGUUCCUAUCAUUUGACUUAUUGAAUGUAAUGUUUCAGAGGAACAGAGUUGUUGAGACCUGUCAUCAUAGUAGUCAUGAGAAUAAAUUCCUUUCACAUUGUAUUUAUUUACUGGAUAAUCUCAAGCUUAAAUGUACUUUAAAGUCUAAUGCUG